Camellia sinensis is the source of this 1562-nucleotide messenger RNA. Its product is annotated as transcription factor TCP14. Gene Ontology annotation, cellular component: nucleus. The record is from RefSeq and is a predicted model, not a curated record. Lineage: Eukaryota; Viridiplantae; Streptophyta; Magnoliopsida; Ericales; Theaceae. Gene Ontology annotation, molecular function: DNA-binding transcription factor activity; sequence-specific DNA binding.
UUCCUUAAAGCCACCCCCCCUCCUCCCUUAUCCUCCCUCCCUCACUCCCUCUGUCUCUCUCACUGCAUUAAAAAAAAAACUCCAUUUCAAGAAACUCUCUCUCUCUCUCUCUCUCUAUUUUGGUGAUCAUAGAGAGAAGAAAAGACCCACCACAACAGAUUAAACUAAGCUCCCAUCACUCUCUCUCUCACAAACAACAAAAAAAAAAAAAUUACAGAGAGAGAGAGCUUAUCACAUGUGAUCAUGGAUUUUCCUUUCCAAUUGCUUGAAAAGAAGGAAGAAGAAGAAGAAUCACCAUGCUCAACUUCCGCCAACCCAUCUCCGCCCAUCGCCACUGUCUCCGCCGCAGGAGAGACCUCAAAAAAGCCGACUCCUCCUAAGAGGACAACCACCAAGGACCGCCACACCAAAGUCGACGGGCGCGGGCGGCGCAUCCGCAUGCCGGCGGUGUGCGCCGCCAGGGUCUUCCAGUUGACUCGAGAACUGGGUCACAAGUCCGACGGAGAAACCAUCGAGUGGCUCCUCCAACAGGCCGAGCCCUCAGUCAUAGCCGCCACCGGUACCGGUACAAUUCCGGCCAAUUUCACCUCCCUCAACAUCUCGCUCCGGAAUUCCGGAUCCACCCUUUCCGCACCGUCUCGCUUCAACAGCUCCAAUUUCUCGAUACCAUAUCGCAGGAGUUUUUUCCCGGAAAGUUCGCCGUCGACGACUCUUCUCAGUUUCCAAACAACCCAUCAGGAGGCGGAGGCGGAGAGUAUGGAGCGGAAACGGGCGGCUGAGCGCCACCACGAACAAAUGGGUGGUGGGUAUUUGUUGCAGUCGACCACUGCGGCCGCUGCCGGAGUUGCGCCGCCGGUUAGUCAGAGUUCGAUUCCAGCGAAUUUUUGGAUGGUGGCAAAUAAUUCUAGUAAUAACCAAGUGAUGAGUGGUGGUGGGGGUGGUGAUCCUAUAUGGACAUUUCCUUCGGUGAAUAAUAGUGGUUUGUAUAGAGGAGGUACAAUGUCAAGUGGGUUACAUUUUAUGAAUUUCCCUACUCCAAUGGCCCUCUUGCCUACCCACCAACUUCGUGGCGGCGGUGGCGUUGAUAGUAGUAGUGGUAAUAGUGAUGGUAAUGGUGGUCAUAUGACCGACGGAUAUUUGGGUAUGCUUGCUGGAUUAAAUCCAUAUUCAUAUCCAUAUUCAUAUCGAUCAUAUGAUAUUUCAGAAUCACAAAUAAGUGAGUCUCACUUACAUCACGAAAAUGAUGACCGACACAAUACAACUAGUCACCACUCAUAAAUUUUGGCCAUGUUUGUUUACAUGAGGUUUGAUUUGCUCAAAGAAUUAGAGUUUAUUUUAUUUUGUUUUUGUAUUUGUGUGUGUGAUAAUAUGGGUUUUUUAGGGUUUGAGAAGAGAAUAUCUUAACAUGGGUUAAUGUUUUUAUUUUUAUUUGUUGGCUAAAAAACUCAUUUGGUUUUUUCAGUAUACUAUUUCAUCAACAUUGUUUGUGCAAUUUUUUUUCCCCGUAAAGCUAUUUGUAAUUUUCAUGCUUUGUUAAUGCAUGUUAUGAAGAAAUUCUAUAA